Messenger RNA from Phymastichus coffea, 4109 nucleotides. It is a transcript of the gene Csgalnact, whose product is annotated as chondroitin sulfate N-acetylgalactosaminyltransferase 2. Lineage: Eukaryota; Metazoa; Arthropoda; Insecta; Hymenoptera; Eulophidae. The record is from RefSeq and is a predicted model, not a curated record. Gene Ontology annotation, cellular component: Golgi cisterna membrane. The transcript has 10 exons. Bases 589 to 2346 code for a protein of 585 amino acids. Gene Ontology annotation, molecular function: glucuronosyl-N-acetylgalactosaminyl-proteoglycan 4-beta-N-acetylgalactosaminyltransferase activity.
GGCCGGUAGAUCGGCCACGGCAGAGUGAGUGAGAGAGAGAGAGAUAGAGAGAAAGAGAGAGAGAGAGAGAGAGAAAGCAGUCAGCCCUCUCUCGUUCUGCAUGGGAGCUUUUUUCAAACUGCCGAUCGACGCUUCGCAAGCCCUCGCACGGAAACGAUCGAAUGACAUUUUCACGCUAUGCGCGCACGGUAAACGAAGCUCUCGCUGCCUCGUCAUUAUCGUGAUUUGAGUAGUGACGUAAGCGCCCGGCGCGAUGCUCGGAUGUUCGCGAAUGAAAAUGAAGGCCGAGCGCGUGAAGUUGGACAAGGCGGUUAGUGAGACGGCCGGCAGUGUUGUCAGCGGGACAAGGAUAAGUUGGUAGCAGCGGCAACGGCAGGCUGAUGGAUGGCAGUAGGAGACAGCAGCGGCAUACAAUCAGAGGGCCAUUGUGAUGCGUCGAAGCAGCACACGAUCAUCAUCCCAUCCAGCGAGCUGCUGCUGUCAAGCGGACGUGGCAAGCUGUAAUCGAGGAAAGCGAAUACGGAUUUGACGAACUAUGGACUUAGCGAGUUACAUUAGUAUCACACGAUAGAGGUCGCUCGUAACCUCAUGACAACAACCUCCACAACUCAAUUGUCUUCCACGCGACGCAGAGAUAUAAUGUUGCGCUUGCUGGGAGUUCGGCUGCUUUCGCGGCUCCUCGUCCUUGUCUGCUCGCUCUCGCUGAUCUUCGUGCUCUUCCUCAGCCGCUGCGGAUUCAACAACCUCGAUACCGACCUCGAUGAUACGUCUGGUCCAGCCACACAGGCAAGUAGUAAUAUCCUUGAAGCAAAUCAGCGUGAGGAGGAGACGAGGCUGGAGGUGGAGAGGCUUACGGCUGAGAUCCGCACGCUCAAGUUACAGAUACUGCAGCUGACAGGUGUAGCGCCUGGUCAUGGAUUGGACAACUCAGCAAUGCUUAACAGCAGCGAGAUCAGCGACUGUUUGGCUGCUCGACGCCAGGUGGACCAAGCCGAGAUAAGUCAAGGCCUCUCGCUGAACAACGAGUACGAGCUGAUAGCAUUUAGUCAUUUCACCCUAGCGAGGAUGUAUCCAGUGGAGCUGGGCCUAGGGAAGCGGGUCGUGGAGAAGCCGAUCGGCUUCAAACGCAAAGAUUUCGUUGAAGCACUAGCCAAGGCCCUCGAUGUCCUCAAUAGAAACGUGACGGGCCUACAACCAUCGACCGCCAAAUACAACGAGGACGACUUUCUCGAAGGAUUGUACAGGGUAGAGCCUACCACUGGUACGCAGUACGAGAUGUUUUUUAGGACUAAAAAUUUGAAUAAGAGUAGUGCGCAGACGAGUUCGCAGAGCUCUGGGCCUCAGCAGACCAGCCAAACGAAAGUGACGCUGAUGAGACCGUUCGCUCCGAUCCAAUAUGUCAUGACGGAGCAUCGUCCCCAGCACAAGGAGCUCAUCCACAUAAUCUUACCACUGUCCGGUCGGACGAGUACCUUUCAAAGCUUCAUGGACAAGUUCGUGAAGAUAGGCCUGAGGAACGACAGGCGCGUGCACCUGACCGUGGUGUACUUCGGCACCGAAGGCCUGAGCGAGGCGCGUGCCAUUAUGUCGAGGGUGUUGAUGACUCGAGGCAGCGGGGGAACUAAUCAAAAUCUCCGGCUGCUCGCCCUCAACGAGACCUUCUCACGGGGAAAGGGUCUUAGGGUCGGCGCCGAGCGGGCCUGGGGUGGCGAGAAAGACGUGCUGCUUUUCAUGUGCGACGUCGACGUUGUCUUCAGCGCGAGGUUCCUCGACAGGUGUCGAUGGAACACGGCCCCGGCGCGGAAAGUCUAUUACCCCAUCGUCUUCAGCCUCUAUAAUCCGCACGUUGUGUACACGCUGCAGGGUAGAAAUGUACCCCCAGAAACGGAUCAGCUAGUCAUCUCUAGGGAUACCGGCUUCUGGCGCGAUUUCGGCUACGGCAUGACUUGCCAGUACAGAUCGGAUUUUCUGAGGGUACGCGGCUUCGACGAGAACAUCGUUGGCUGGGGUGGCGAAGACGUGACCCUCUACCGCAAGUACGUCAAGAGUAACAUCAAGGUCAUCCGCGCCACCGACCCUGGCAUCUUCCACAUCUGGCAUCCCAAGGUAUGCUCAGGUGGUCCAGGACAACGUCUCUCGACCGACCAAUACCGCGCUUGUAUCCGUUCUCGAGCACUAAACGAAGCGUCACAUGCUCAACUUGGCUUUCUGGCCUUCCGCGAGGAUAUCGAAGGCCAGUCAAUCAGUAGUAUCAAGAGUUCAACUACUAAAAAGAAAAAGCCCGCGUCGAAGAAGGAUAAGAGGACUAAACCGGUACCAGUGAGGACUCUCAAGCAGCGGACAUGAUCGCUGCACCUCUCCCUCCGACCGUUUGUAAAUACUACUGAGUGCUAGUGUACAUAUUGCCGAAUGGUUAUCUAGUCGAUUUACCGUGUGAUAGAAUUUUGAUCGACAUGUUGGAUGAAUUUAUAUUAUUGUUAUUUAUUUUUCCACUGUGUUACAUCAAGUUUAUUUUUUAAAUAGUCGAUAAAUACAAGCAACGUGUGUGAUCAGUUAUAAAAAUAUAUUUAUUUGAUGCUUAUUUAUGAGAGAAAAAAGUGGUUUAAGUAAGAGACUGAACAUGAGUGAUAAUGUAAAUGUGUCAACUGAUAGAAGACAUAUUUGGAAUUGUAAACGUGGUUCAGUGACCUUCUCUUUGUCUGCAGAUUAAUUAAGGAUACUAUUAAGAAAAAAUUUGUAUAGAAAAGUUUCUAUUACACAUAGAGAGUCACUCGUUAUAAGCUAGGUGAAUUGAACGAAAACUAUGAAAAAAAAUGUUUUAGAUAGAUUUGAUGCAUCGUAUUGGUCAAUUAAGAAGAUGUGUAUAUGUGAAAGAAAAAUUUGCGUUGCCUAUCAAAUACAUACUUCACCAUUUACACCUUCACGCCCCAAGCAACUAUCUAAAUAUCAUGUAAAAAAAGUACUGUGUAUAAACUAAAAAUUAUAUUGUAUGGAUAUUAUAUAUGACUCACUAUAUUAAAAUAUCAAAACAUUUUUGGGAAACAAGAAAUUCAAAUGAUUAGUCGUAAUCAGCACUUGAUAAAAAAAUCCGUUUUAACCGAUUUUCUUAAGCAUUUUAUCAACAUCCAAUUUUCACCGCAAUCAAGAAGUUUGCACUGAUUAGUUGAAUAGCAAUUUUUAUCGAGCAUUUAUUAAACAGAAUUUUUAUGAAUCAAUGUACAAAACGAUAACAAAUACGUAGUGGAUUACAUUUUGCCAAUGAAAAUUUUUGAAGACUUACCUUCUAUACACCAGCCAGACAACCCUUUUACAAUCGAUUGCGAAUGGAAAGUUUUUAUCACGCGCAGUCCUCUGAAUUCAGCCUCAAGUUUUUCAUAAAAAAAUCGAGAGAAUCCGACGUCGUUUUCGCUCGCCCCUGUUUCGGCCCGAACUUGGCGCGAGCGAGUGGCUCGGCGCGGUAAAAGCAUCGCGAUUCGAACGAUAUGAAAAUGCCAAGGGAAAUUGCAUUUCGUUCGAUGUACUUCGCGCGCUAGUAAAAACCUAUACCGCAUAAUACACACGCGUACAUGUGCACACGCACAUGCCACCUGUCCAUUGCAUAGGGAGUAACUUUAUGAAAGAGCCGAAAUAGCGGAGCGGCACUUAGCUCGAGAAUUCACGGAAACUGUUCCCUUUGUGUGUGCCCGCGAGGGGAAUUUGAGUACUUUCUUCGCGGAGAGCGCGCGCAUUUUCCGAUGAGAAUUUUUUCAAUUUUGUACUUAACAAGCGUGAAGUUGUCCAAUUUUUACUCCUCGCGAGUUAAUUCAAUGUUAAUCAUUUUUUAACGUCAUACGGACGCAUGUUUCUGCUGCUUUUAUUUGUUUCUGUUGAAUCUAUCGAUGGCAAAUUUUAUGACAAUGUUAUAUACUAUUAUGUAUAGUAGUGCCAAUUGUACAUUAUUUUGUUGCGUAAUACGUUUACAUCAGCUAGAAAAGAAAACGGAUUGAUGUUUAUUAGACAGUAACUUCUUCAUCAGGUUGUUUUGUCUCUGCAAGUUUACGCCAGUGGAAGAGUUUGUAUUAUACAAGAUGUAAACAAAUUAUAACAAAUAAAAUUACAAUAAUAAACUA